Molecule: messenger RNA, 1086 nt
Organism: Oldenlandia corymbosa var. corymbosa
Lineage: Eukaryota; Viridiplantae; Streptophyta; Magnoliopsida; Gentianales; Rubiaceae
Source: the annotation of a GenBank genome assembly
AUGGUUACUGAAUUAUGGCUUUGCGGUAAAUCCAUUGCGGAGAAUGAAUUAGCUCAAUCACUGAAAACCAACAACUGUUUGAAGGUUCCUGACAACGAAGCCAGUGGAAACAGUCCUGCUUGCUCGGUGAGACUGCAUUCAGAGACGUUAACGACACCGUUGUGCUGGAAUAGCGAGUUUCAGGUUCAGGACUAUAUGAAUGCUCUUUCCACUUCACGCUUCGGAAGAUUCUUAAUUUGCUCUCCCAGAUUAGCUUCCACUCACGAUGUCAUAUCCCUCAACUUUGGUGAGUUGCCAGUUGGGGCAGCUUGUGUUGCAGAUGUACAGACGAAAGGGAGAGGUAGGUCAAAAAAUGUGUGGGAAUCUCCGAAAGGAUGCCUAAUGUUUUCCUUCACUAUACAAAUGGAAGAUGGCAGAGUUGUUCCACUUCUACAGUAUGUGGUUAGUCUAGCUGUGACAGAAGCGAUUAGAGAUCUUUGUCAACAAAAUGGCACAGCGCAACUUGAUGUUAAAAUAAAGUGGCCGAAUGAUUUGUACUUGGAUGGCCUCAAAGUAGGUGGGAUUUUGUGCACAUCAACAUACAAGUCAAAGAAGUUUAAUGUCAGUGUUGGAAUAGGCUUGAAUGUUGGUAAUGAGAAACCAACCAUCUGCUUGAAUGCAGCUCUGCUAAAACUCACUCCUGUGGCUCGUGAACUACAGCGAGAAGAUGUAAUGGCAGCUUUCUUCAAUAAAUUUGAGUAUCUGUAUGGUAUCUUCAUUCAACAAGGAUUUCGAUCUCUUGAGGAUUUGUACUAUAAGUCUUGGUUACACAGUGGUCAAAAUGUCAUAGUGCAAGAAAGAAUUGAUAAUCAAGACGAAGCUACAGAAGAGUUGGUCACCAUUCAGGGUUUAUCGCCGUCUGGUUAUUUAUUAGCUGUAUCAGAAGACGGUCAAACAUAUGAACUUCAUCCUGAUGGAAACAGUCCACGUAGAGGAAUGAUCCCUUUUAGUUUGAAACAGGAGAAGGUCCGUGUGAGCGGACGGAUAGGCAGUGAUCUGUCUGGACAAGAACACGAAACUCGCUUGAUUUCUUGCAAAUUGCAAUAA